AUGCCCGACAAGCUUCCGUUUGAUGUCCACCGGGCCCGGAGGCUCAAGCCACGAUCCAGCUCCACCAGCAGCGCUAAGCACGGUCAGCCUAAAGACAAAGGAGUUAGGCGUCGACAGGGCCCCGGUUCCAGAAAGUUGAGACAGAUCGCAGGGCCGACAACAGACAACACUGAAGAAAGCCAGAUCCUUACCAAUUCAAUCCCUCCUACACUGACUGUCACCAUCCUUCGUUUUAACGCGCAUUUGAUUUCGUCCGCUAUUGUUCAAACACGAAACUAUGAUAGUUUCGACUACUUUGUCGUGCAGCUACAGCAAUCCACCGAUCCUCAGACUUUAGCCUCCAAGCUCAAUGCUACGUUCGAAGGACCGCUGGGAGAGUUGCCCAACCACUUUACCUUCUCUUGCCCGAAAGCCCAAAGCGCAGAUGUGGAAGCAACCUUAGAAGAAUUGAGACACAAACGGUUGCUUCGGAAGAGGGGCUUGAGUAUUGAGGACGACCCAGAAGAGUUACAAGGUCUACAAUGGCAUCAAAAGCAGGAGCUUAAACAGCGUCACGUAAAAAGAGUGCCGGCACCACCAACAGGCUGGCAGAAACCACGACAGGCAAACAAUGCUGGUCAACUGGAUCAACAGCAGCAAGCCGACAAGGCGCGCCUCGAGGAAAUUGCAUCUUCUCUGGAUAUUCACGAUCCUGUCUUUCUGGAACAAUGGCAUCUGCUGAAUUACAUACAGAAAGGUAUUGAUGUGAAUGUAACAGGGGUCUGGCAGAAUGGUGUUACUGGUCAAGGAGUCACAGCAUGCGUUAUUGACGAUGGUCUUGACUUUACCAGUAACGACCUCAAACCCAACUACUAUGCCAAUGGAUCCUGGGAUUUCAACGACAAAGGUCCUGAACCCAAGCCAAGAUUGUCCGAUGAUCGUCAUGGCACUCGUUGCGCCGGUGAAAUUGCUGCCGCAAGGAACGACGUCUGUGGUGUUGGCAUGGCAUAUGACAGCCAGAUCUCCGGUGUCCGCAUUUUGUCCGCUCCCAUCUCGGAUGAGGACGAAGCUCUAUCAAUCAACUACCAUUAUCAGGAAAAUGACAUAUACUCGUGCUCAUGGGGUCCGCCCGACGAUGGACAGACCAUGGAGGCUCCUGGUUUGCUCAUCAAAAAGGCCAUGGUCAAUGGUGUGCAACAGGGUCGAGAUGGUCGAGGUUCGGUCUUCGUCUUCGCCGCAGGAAAUGGUGCCGCCAAAGAUGACAACUGUAAUUUUGAUGGAUACACGAACAGCAUCUAUUCUAUCACAACCGGAGCCAUCGACAGAGCUGGCGACCAUCCUUACUACUCAGAGAAAUGCUCGGCUCUUCUAGUAGUCACUCCCAGCUCGGGUCACUCAGACGCCAUACAUACAACUGACGUAGGGUUCAAUACCUGCUACAAUGGUCACGGAGGCACGUCUGCAGCUGGGCCUUUGAUGGUUGGUGCCGUCGCCCUUGCCCUGAGCGCACGGCCUGAGUUGACCUGGCGAGAUCUGCAAUAUCUCACCAUCGACACUUCCGUGCCUAUACAUCUCGACGAUGCCGAAUGGCAGGACACUGCUACUGGCAAGAAAUUCAGCCAUACUUAUGGCUACGGCAAGCUAGAUACUUAUAGCUUUGUUGAGGCGGCUAAAACUUUUGAGCUUGUGAAGCCCCAGGCCUGGUAUCAUUCACCGUGGAUCGCGGUUGCACACGACAUUCCUGAGGGCGACAAGGGGCUAGCUGCAUCUUUCGAUGUUACGCCAGAGAUGCUCGAGAACGCGAACCUGGCACGGCUGGAACACGUCACGGUCACUAUGAAUGUCAAUCAUACUCGCAGAGGUGACCUAAGUGUCGAGUUGAAGAGCCCACAAAACACCGUUAGUCGUCUGUCCACUUCGAGGAAAAACGACAAUGCGAGGUCUGGGUACACUGACUGGACCUUCAUGUCCGUUGUGCAUUGGGGUGAAAGCGGGGUGGGUACCUGGACUGUGAUCGUGAAAGACACUAUUGCAAAUGAGCAUCAGGGUCAAUUCUCGGACUGGAGGCUGAACUUGUGGGGAGAAUCCAUCGAUGGCUCUAAGCAGGAAUUACAUCCCCUCCCUGACGAGCACGAUGACGACCAUGAAAUUGCUACGGCUAGUGUGACGACCACAUCUGUCGAACCUACCAGUCCACCUACAGACCUGCCCGAGCAUCCGACUGAUCACCCAGAACGACCAACUAAACCCAAACCUACUUCUGCAGAUACCACAGCUUUUACUACGCCUGCCACGACGACGACCCCGACAGCGCCUUCUGUCACAUCAGAAGUGGCCGAAGCAACUCACACCACUUCCGAAAGUUAUCUUGCCGGUUUCCUGCCAACCUUCGGCGUCUCCAAGAAGACACAGAUUUGGAUUUAUGGAUCGAUCGUGCUAAUGGCAAUCUUCGGUAUCUGCUUGUUUGCUUACUUUUGGCAGCAAAAGCGCAAGCGACAAAGAAACAGUCGCGAGAAUUACGAGUUUGAAAUGGUUAAUGACGAAGACCUAGAUGAUGCACGACAAGGCUUGACCGGCUCGCGUCGUCGUAAACGUGGUGGGGAGCUGUACGACGCUUUCGCUGGCGAAAGUGACGAAGAAGUAUUUAGCGACGAGGACGAUGACGAUGGGUACCAUGAUCGAGAUACUCCCGAUCACGAUACUGGCUCAGGGUCAGGGUCGGCAUCGCAGGACGAGAAAAGAUAG
Molecule: messenger RNA, 2724 nt
Organism: Lithohypha guttulata
Lineage: Eukaryota; Fungi; Ascomycota; Eurotiomycetes; Chaetothyriales; Trichomeriaceae
Gene: KEX2
Product: pheromone processing endoprotease
Exons: 2
Coding region: 1-2724 (907 amino acids)
Biological process (GO): protein processing
Cellular component (GO): trans-Golgi network; Golgi membrane
Molecular function (GO): serine-type endopeptidase activity
Source: RefSeq, a predicted model, not a curated record